Messenger RNA from Colletotrichum truncatum, 891 nucleotides. RefSeq lists its product as uncharacterized. The record is from RefSeq and is a predicted model, not a curated record. Lineage: Eukaryota; Fungi; Ascomycota; Sordariomycetes; Glomerellales; Glomerellaceae.
AUGUCUCUCUCUGAGCUGAUUUACAUUGUCAUAGGCCUCGUCGUCUAUCAACUCCUAAAUCGCCUACUACACAGGCUCGUGAGGAGCUUCAACCCGGUCUUCUAUGAAACUCUGCAACUCGACAAAUCUCGGAAACUGGCCCCCUACUUUGUCUUUCCCGUCGGCUUCCUUUUAACUUUCAUCACAACUCCCGUCUGUCUAUACGCGUACAACAACACGCCCCCAGAAACGGAUACCGUUGGCAACCAACGCCCAUUUACAACCUCCGGCAAGGUCUGUCUUGCUUCUCGCGGCGUCCUAUGGGUCUCUGAACUGCCGCUGCUGAGUUACUCCCUAGAGUAUGUGGCCCACCACGUUCUCGCCCUGGGCUCGCUGCUCAUCGUCCUCGUGCGAAAUCUCCCACGGCGGCCGAUAUACCUCAUUUACGCAGGUCUCGUGACGGAACUGUUCUCCGAUACCGUGGCGCUGUUGAGGCUGCACGGCCGGAAUGCGGGCACCUCCUCCGUCUUUAGAAGGGCCAUGCUCGCCAAUGUCGUGUCCAUGGUUGUGCUGAGGAUCGCCCCCAUCAGCAUCUUCGUCGCCUGUAUGCGGCAGACGAGUCCGGAUCUUGUCGGCGGUGUCACCAUGUACUGCGCCUAUCUCGUCCGUCUGACGUUCAUGCAAUCGAAAACACUCGGUUUCGUCCAGCCGGGCCUGACGCAGCAGCUUCAGGCACGGCUUUUCGGGAAGGAUGCCAAAAUACCCACUGUCAACUGGCUUCCUCGCCCGAUGACCCUCGUCACCUGUGCUGCGGUUGCCAUUGUCUCAUUAUCCGUUAGCGAAUACCUCACGUCGGAACCGCCAGUGCCUGCGAUCAUAGCAAACUCGGAAACGCGGCCGCCGAUGUACUAG